AUAGGAGGAGUACUCGGGAACAGGACAUAAUAAAUUAACAAGGAGGUAGGGAACCGGGUGGAGAGGAAGGUGACUCGUGAUGGGUAUAUGGUGGAAGCUCAGGAGAAGAAAAGGGGGGGUGUGGGUGUGUGGCGAGAUGGUAUCGUGAGAGAGAUGAAGACAAAAAUCGGGAUGUGUCCAGCGGGGCUGUGGGGGUUCCGUAGGCAGACUAAGGAGGAUGGUGGAUCAAGGGAGGGGGAGAUGUCCGAGUUAGAGAAACAGCACGAGGAACUAACGAAUCUCCGACAGGCAGUGCAGAACCACAAGAAUCUGCACGAGGAUGCCACACGGGCACUCAAUUCCAGUGUUCAGGACUUGGAGCAAGCAACACCAGGACCAGACACUGGCGAACCCAACAGUGCAGCCUCAACCCGCCAAUUGGAGGAACGAGUUGACCAUGUGGUCGCACUGCUCGGCAACAUCAGCACCUUCGCCGCMCCCGCCACCAUCAGCGAGCAGUUCGACGCCUUGAAGAACGAGGUUCGGAAAUUGCACCAGCCGCCCGAGCACGAUGGCAGCACCAGUCCGCAUCAUUACAAAAUGCUGAUAUUCCGGAUCGAAAAGUUUGAUGACUAUACGCAUCAAGACCUGGUCCCUUGGUGGGAGGGCUUUACGAUGGAACUUCAGAUUCGUCACGUCCCCGAGCACUCGUACAUCGGGGCGUUGUUCCUCAACUCAAUAGGCGGAUGCCAGAUCUGGCUCAGCCACCUGGCAACCAUCCACGACGUCCAGGUCGCCAAUCUGCACAAGAAGAUCCGGGAAGAUCUGACGAGGCUAUGGAAGAAGCAUUUCAUCGUUGAUGACGCCCCGACGCUCGCCAUCAACCGCCUCUUCAGCAUGACUCAAGGCAACACACCAACACAUGACAGGCUCACGGAGUGGCAAAAGAUCGUGGCAACGCCCGAUCUCGACUUACCAUUUCCGCAUCUGCACCGAGAGUUCUACAACCGGUCGUGUGCCGCCUUGAGCCUCGCCCUCAGUGAUCGAGAACUGUACACGAUCUUCGCCGAGAUCAUCGACAAGGCGCGUGAGAUCAUCAAGACCAACCGGACUGCUGCACACGAGAAGUCGGCGUGGCAGCCAGCCCAUGUGGAGAAAGGAAAAUUUGGUCCGCGUCCGCAGCCCAUCGCUGCAGUCCAACUGGACAACAUUGUGGAAGACCCGGCAUCCACCCCAGCAUCACGUGAGGGAGAUCAGGUGGCCGUUGUCCAGCUGCGAAGCAACAACUCCCGUGGAAAAGGGAAGGUGAAAACCACAUCGCCGGCCAGAAAUGGACAGCCAGUACCAUGGGUCAAGUUUCACUUGACCGAGGCCAAAUACAAGUGGCGCAGCCGCCGAAGUUUGGACGAGCAUGUGGAGCACUUGCGCACCGUUUUGGAACAGCUGCGACGGGCCAAGUACAAAGCCAACCGCGAUAAAUGCGAAUUCGCACGGCAAGAGCUCGCGUACUUGGGCCAUUUUGUGAUGCCACAAGGCAUCCGCCCGCUCACAGACAAGAUCGAGGCCAUCCAAGUAUGGCCCGAGCUCACCAACACCACGAAUGUUCGCUCAUUCAUGGGGUUGGCGGGCUACAAUAAACGCUUCAUCAUCGGGUACUCAAGGAUUGCCGCACCAUUGACGAGAUUACAAUCGCCAAAGGUGCCAUUCGUAUUCGAUGACGACGUGCGUCAGUCAUUCCAAGCACUCAAGACGGCCAUGCUCAUGGCACCCGUCCUUAGCAUCUACGACCCCACUUUGCCAAUGCGAGUGACAACUGACGCUUCCGGCUAUGGCAUUGGGGCAGCCUUGGAAAAACACGACGGCGACGACUGGCACCCCGUGGAGUAUUUCAGCCACAAGGUGCCUCCCAUCAACUCACUUGAUGAUGCAAGGAAGAAGGAGCUGCUUGCAUUCGUGAUGGCUCUCAAGCGAUGGUCACACUUCCUCCUUGGGCGGCGUCGGUUCACAUGGGUCACUAACAACAACCCGUUGACCUACUACAAGACGCAUGAUACGAGAGCGAGAGAAAAGGGGAGGAAGCCAAGCUUUUUGAAGGCGCUUAUCCUUUCAACCUGGGACUGGAUAACCGUUCUUAUCCUGUUUAUGAUGGUUUGCAGUGGCUUGCGAAUAUCAGUCGCAGUCCUGGUGAGACAAAUUGUGGAUUAUCUGCAGCCCAAUUACGGUGGUGCCAGGUGGCAUGGUUAUGCAUUCGCGCUCGCAAGCGGGGUUGUAGCUUGCCUCCUCCCUUUGGCAAACCACCUGCAUUUUUUCUUUGCUAAAUACAUUGGCGUCCGGUAUCGGGUAGGAUCGAUGGUGCUUGUGAAUAGGAAGCUCCUGCAAUUGACUGCUGGCUCACUAGCGCAUACGACAACCGGGAAGUGCAUCAACCUGAUUUCAAAUGAUGUUCGACAACUUGACGAUCUGUUGAUAUACGGUGCCUUUAUCUGGGGUGGGCCACUGGAGGCGCUCGUUGUCUCUAUCCUGAUUGCGCAAGUGACAGGCACAACUGGAAUGCUAGCGGGCAUGGCAACUCUUGUAGCACUCAUUCCUCUGGAGACAUUCCUGGGAAGAGUAUUUGCCAAGAAGAGACAGGAAAGCGUUAAGAAAACUGAUGCCCGAGUCAAGAUGACUGGCGAGGUCCUCAAUGGCAUUUUGGCUGUGAAGAUGUUCGCGUGGGAGGAGCCGUUCAGGAGGACUAUUCAUGGGAUCCGCAGAGAAGAGAAGAGAAUAAUAUGGAAUGCUUCAAUGAUCCGAGGCUUCAACGAGGCAACAUAUUUCUGUCAUGCGGUACUUGCAGCCAUGGUCACUUUUUUGGCGAGCCAUGCUUCUGGACACCAGUUGAGAACCAGCGCAGUUUUCUAUGUUCUGACCUUACUACAGCUACCCCGGCUUUGGAUGGGGAUGUUCUUCGGCAUGGGGGUUGAGAGGGUUGCAGAGACGCUUGUCACUUCUUCAAGACUGGAAAAGUUCUUUGAGGUAGAAGUGGAUCGCCGCAUGGCAGAAAAACAGAAAGAGAAGGAACAGAAAAAGAAACAGAAAGAGGAAGAGGUGAAGAAAAUGAAAGAAGAAAGAGAAAAGUUGGAGAAAGAAAUAAAAGAAAAAGAAAGAAAACUGCGGGAAGAGUUGAAGGCAGUUGAAGAAGAAGAAGAAGAGGAAGAAGAAGAAUAUGAAGAUGCUGAAAGAUUGCAGAGAUGCCAGACAGAAAGAGGAGAGUCCAGCAGGACCAGCGGCAUUGCAAUUGAGCUUGAGGCCAUGAAUUGGCUCGACCAGUUUGGGUGUAGGACCCCUAUGUAUGUUGAGACGGAGGAGGAAAAGAACGCCUUUGUCGAACUGUUGGCUGCAACAGAUGAUCCUAAAGAGAAAGAUCUUCUGAUUCAAGAAAAGAAAGUUGAACUAAACAACAAAAUGGUAGCAGCAAAGAGGCAGGAAUUCGAGGAAAAGAAAAAACUGAAGGAAGAGGGAGAGAGGUUGCAAAAACAAUUGCAAGAACAAAAGGGGCAGGAACAGAAACCGGCUACCAACGACAGACUCUUUCUCCCCACUGAUACCCUCCUCCACACCAACCAACAACUGGCGGCACUAACAAACAACGUUCAGAAACUCGAAAACCAUCAGUUUGAGUUCGAAGGAGUUUGGAACUUCCUGCAGCGAUCUGCGCAAAAGGUCGAUAGGCAUAUCAUAACCUGCAUAGAGAAGCUAGAUGAACAACUCGUUAAGAGAUUGUCAGAUCCCGCUGUGGCCAAGAAAAUAUUAGGUGGCGGCGGAGGAGAUGGAGGAGACGGAGAUGAAGAUGGAGGAGAUGGAGAUAAGAAAGGAAAGGGGGCAAAGCUAUAUGACUCAGGGGAAGUCCAGAUGACACCUAAAUUGACUAGGUGGGCUGCUGAGAUUGACCAAUAUGAUUUUGAGCUAAAGCCAGUCAAGGGGAAGUAUAAUGUUGUCGCCGAUGCACUAAGUCGAAGAUCUGAUUUCUUCGGUGCCAUUGUAACAUAUUUAGAUGUGGACGCCGAUGUGCAAGAGAAAAUUAGAAAAUCAGUGCAGGGGCAGGAUGAGAUCGAGUUCGAAAUCCGGGCGAGAUUGGGGCAGAGUCGGAAUCUGGGCGGGAUCAGGAGGGGAAACAGACGGAGACGGGGCGGGAACGUGAUUGGAUUACAAGCCUGCUUCGAUCAUCAAGAGUCUCAGCAUCUGCGCUCAUCAGCGCUUGUCACCAACACCAAGUUCAACACUCUUCAGGUUGCUGGGUGCUGGAUACGAGGUGGGCUGCUGGGCAGUGGCUGCGUGGUGGGCUGCUGGGCGCUAACUGCUGUGUGGCUGGGUGCUAGGCGCUGGCUGAGUGGCGGGCUACUGCGUGCUGGCUACAGGGUGGUGAAUGAAGUGACAGGGGAAAGGGUGGGGGAAGGUAAGGGGGAAAAGGAGGGGGAUAAGGGGAAGGAAGGUGGGGGCAUAGGGAGUCUGUUGUUGAAGGACCUCAGCAGUUUGCCUUGGGUGAAGGACACAGUGAAGACGGCGAACACGAUCGUGAAGUUCAUCAGGAACCAUCACGUCACACACGGUCUCAUGAUGUCCAUCGAUGACUCGUUGUCAUUGCUGCGCCCGACAAAGGUCCGGUUCGGGUCGGUGUACCAAGUGUUGCAGAGGCUAACGGAUAGGGAGGAAGUGUUGAAUGAGAUGGUGGACGAAGGUUGUGCAGCGAAGUGGCGGGCAUUGAGAUGGUCGGGAGAGAAGCUGCAGAAAAAAGUCGACCUUGUCUACUACACUGUGAGGUCAGAGAGUUGGUGGGCCAUAGUGAGGAAAAUUGUGGCAAUUAUGGAGCCGGUGUACAACCUCCCGAAGAGGAUGGACAGGGAAGGAGUUUCUCCCACCAACCUCAUGGAGUUCGACGAUCUCAUUGCGAGGAAAUUAGCAAAUGUCGUACCCACGAAGAAGGAGAGGGAGGAUGUGAUGGACAAGGUCAAGGACCAUGUGCAGAUGAUGCGGCAGCCCGUUCAUGCAGCUGCGUUUUUGUUGGAUCCAUGGACGAGAGACCCAGGCUGGCUCAACGAUCCGGACAGCGCCCUCGUGCAAAACGCAAUGCGCUUCUUCUGCAGGCAGAUCGAAGCGAAGUCGGAUUCGAAGCCGCACAUGGACAUCUGGGAUCAUCUGUACGAGUUUUUGAGAGAACCUGUGGAAGGGGAAGUCAGAACAUAUGAACAUAUGUGGACACCAGUUGCCAUCAAACAAGCAUUGCGACGUACGCCUGUGGACUGGUGGACCUUGUACGGUGGGGAUGUUCCACAGUUGCAGCAGAUCACCAUCAACGUGUUGGGAAUAUGGAGCACGGCGACACCCGCGGAGCGGAACUGGGCAUCGAUGGACUUUGUCCAUUCGAAGCGCAGAAACAGUCUCUCGCCAGAGUCCUUGGAGAAGCUGGUUUACAUUCACUGGAACAUGCAGUUGCCGCAUUCGUUGAUGGAACCGACAGCGGAAGAUGUAGCUGUCGAGGACGCCACGGAGGAUGAGACAGCAGACAAUAUCGAGGAGGAAAAGAGGCAAAAGAGACUGAAGAAGACUUCGAAAGACCGGAUUCCGAAGAGCCUGUUGGAUGACGACUCAAGUGGGAGCAGCGAUCUUGAGGAUCUCGUGUGGAAGGGGAAGUGUUGGAAUGAGUCGACUUCCGAGGAGAGCGACGGUGAGGAUGACACUGGAGAGGACUUAGAUUUCGAGUUGGGGGGCAAGCCAGCAGUGCCAGCCACUACGUAUGUCGGUCGGAGGCUUAGGAGGCGAGAGAAGGAGGCAGAGGUGCUACCUUCCGAGGCCAUCGACAGACUGGACACCGAUAUUGAGUUCUUGGCGCACCCUACGCCUGAUGCCGACGAGGAGGAAGCUUCUCGGGCGAAGGCUAUGGCAGAUAGGGAUGCCACUUACUUGAGGAAUGUGACAUUCGCGCUGCGGAAGGGAGAGCUUCUGGGAGUCAUGGGAAGAGUAGGGUCUGGAAAGAGCACGCUUCUUGCUGCCGUGAUGGGGGAGGUGCACACUCGUAAAGGCUACGUCAGAAAGAACUGCAAGACAAUUUCAUAUGCAGCACAGAAGCCAUUCAUUGUUUCAGGAACCUUGAGGUCAAAUAUUGUUCUCUGGGCGCCAUGGGAUGAGCAAAAGUACAAAAAGGUGAUUCACGCUUGUGCUCUGCAGCAGGAUAUUGAGAUUUUCCCGGACGGAGAUGAAACCCUCCUUGGUGAGAGAGGCCAAAAUUUAAGCGGCGGUCAGAAGGCACGUUUGGGACUCGCUCGAGCUGCAUACCAUGAUGCCGAUCUGUAUCUAUUAGAUGACCCUUUGUCAGCGGUAGACCCGGAAGUGGGAAAACAUCUUUUUGAAGAGUGCAUUCUGGGAUACCUCAAGGGCAAGUCCGUUGUUAUGGUCACACACCAGCUCCAAUACUUACCCAGGUGUGACCGUGUGAUCCUGAUGCAAGAUGGAGAAAUGAAAGACAUUGGCACUUAUGAGGAGCUCCAGAAGAGGGUUGAUUUCCAUGGCUUCAUCGACGUAGAGCUCGCUCUGAUCGAGGUUGAGGAACAGCGCCAGCUGGCAGCCGAGGUUGCCUGCCUACAGGCUGAAGCAGCGGCAACAGCUGAGAAGCAGCGGCUACAGGCCGAAGUAGACGCAGAUACCCACAAGGAGGCCCAGGUUCUGCUGCAGCGGCAUGAAGUUGCCAGCAUCGAAAGACUCAAGUUCCGACACUUUGAACCGUCCAACGGCGACGAUGCGACACCGGAAGAGCAGCAUAAGGAGUUCCUCUCCAAACUCGUGACACGGUUGUUGUACACUUGCAACUACCAACAGUCCGAGUUAGAGAAACAGAACCAGGAAUUGCAGCAACAGUACCAGGAUCUGAAGACACAACACCAGGAGUUAGCAAACCUCCGCCGGAUAGUGCAGAGCCACGAGGAUGCUACACGGGCACUCAAUUCCCGUGUAUUGGACCUGGACCACGUCGUACCAGGACCAGAUGCUGGUGAGUUCAGCAGUGCACCCUCUCACCGCCAACUGGAGCAACGCGUCGACCACGUUGUCGCAAUGCUCGGCGACAUCACCACCUUCGCUGCGCCGACCACCAUCAGCAAUCAGCUGGAUACUUUGAAGACCGAGGUCCAGCAACUGCAGUCGACGAACACGGAUGGCAACAAUCCAAAGCAAUACAAGAUGCCAACUUUUCAACUGGAGAAGUUCGAUGACUACACGCAUCAGGACCCGGUGCUCUGGUGGGAAGCUUUCACGACGCAACUUCGGAUUCUGCCUAUCGCCAAGCACGUGUACAUCGGCGCCCUGUUCAUGAACUCAAAGGGCGGAUGCCAGAUCUGGUUAACCCACCUGGCAGUCACCCACGGCAUCGACAUCGCAGAUCUGAAGGACAAGACCACAUGGGAAGAGUUGACACGGCUGUGGAAGAAGCGGUUCAUCGUCGACGACGCACCAGCACUAGCCAUCAACCAUCUCUUCACCAUGACUCAAGGCAACACAGCAACACGUGACUGGCUCACGGAAUGGCAGAAGAUCGCGGCAACGCUCGAUCUUGACUCACCAUUUCCGCAUCUGCGCCGUGAGUUCUACAACAGGUCAUGCGCUGCAUUGAGCCAGGCACUUGGCGAUCGCGAGCAGUAUGCAACCUUCGCUGAGAUCAUUGACAAAGCGAGGGAGAUCAUCAAGACCAACAGGGCGGCUGCACACGAGAAGUCAACGUGGCAGCCAACCUAUGUGGAGAACGUGAGAACUGGUCCGCGACAGCAGCAGUUCGCUGCAAUCCAAUCGGACAACACUGUGGAAGACCCGGCAGCCACCCAAGCGUCACGCCCGCACGGAGUAGUACCGGAUCGGCCCAUCCGCCACGAGAUCAUCCUCGAGGACGGGGCCGUACCUCCGCGCGGUUGCAUCUACCGAAUGAGCGAGGAAGAGUUAAGUGUGCUUCGGGCACAACUCGACGACCUUCUGGAGAAAGGUUGGAUUCGGCCUAGCUCAUCGCCAUACGGUGCUCCUGUUCUCUUCGUCCGGAAGAAGAACAAGGAUUUGCGGCUGUGCAUCGAUUAUCGCAAGCUCAACGCGCAGACGAUCAGAAAUGCUGGCCCUCUUCCACGCAUCGACGAUCUUCUUGAGCGACUGGGCGGCGCCAAGUUCUUCUCCAAGCUCGAUCUCAAGUCGGGAUAUCACCAACUCGAGAUUCGGCAGGAGGAUCGCUACAAGACCGCGUUUAAGACGCGAUAUGGGCAUUACGAAUGGCUGCCGGAGUUUGGAAUGGAACACCUGCGCACCGUUUUGGAGCGGCUACGACAGGCCAAGUACAAAGCCAACCGCGACAAGUGCGAAUUCGCGCGGCAGGAGCUGGAGUACUUGGGACAUUACGUGACGCCGCAAGGCAUCCGUCCGCUUGCGGACAAGAUCGAGGCCCUACGAGUAUGGCCCGAGCCCACCAACACCACGGACGUUCGUUCAUUCAUGGGAUUGGCAGGCUACUAUCAGCGAUUCAUCAUCGGAUACUCGAGGAUUGCUGCACCUAUGACGAGAUUACAAUCGCCAAAGGUGCCAUUCGUAUUCGAUGACGACGCACGCCGGUCAUUCCAAGCACUUAAGACGGCUAUGCUCAUGGCACCCGUCCUUAGCAUCUAUGACCCCACCCUGCCUACGAGAGUGACGACUGGCGCUUUCGGCUAUGGCAUUAGGGCAGUCUUGGAACAGCACGACGGCGACGACUGGCACCCUGUGGAGUAUUUCAGCCACAAAGUGCCUCCCAUCAACUCGCUUGAUGAUGCAAGGAAGGAGGAGUCGCUCAGAUUCGUCAUGGCUCUCAAGCGAUGGCGGCACUUCCUCCUUGGGCAUCGUAGGUUCACAUGGGUUACGGACAACAAUCCAUUGACCUACUACAAGACGCAAGAUACGGUGAGCUGCACGAUCGGACGAUGGAUGUACUUCAUCGACCAAUUUGACUUCACACCGAAACAUCUUCCCAGCCUCUCCAAUCGCGCAGCAGAUGCACUCUCGCGAAGACCUGAUCUUUGCGCGAUGACACAUCAUGCCUUCGCAUUCGACGAGGAGCUUCAGCGACACUUCAUCCGGGGAUAUGAGUCUGAUCCGGACUUCGCCACGUUGUAUGCACAACCAUCUUCGGAUCACCCGCCGGCCAGCCACUAUCGCACGAUGGGUACUUGCUCCUGCACUCGUGGGGCAAGGACUUACUAUGUGUCCCACGCGACCAUCGUCUUCGGACUCGCCUCCUCGACGAGUAUCAUGAUUCGCGACUCGUCGGCCAUUUCGGAGUCAACCGCACUAUUGCACGGCUUCGACAGCGAUUCCGAUGGCCCGACCUCAUCACCGACGUCACGAGCCGAGGCUACCCGCUUACAGGCUGAAGCAGAGGCAGCAGCUGAAAAGCAGCGACUUCAGGCCGCAGCUGAGGCAGAUACCCAGACACGCUGCAAGGAGGUCCAGGAUCUGCUACAGCAGCACGAAGCCGCCAGCGUCGAAAGGCUCAAGUUCUGGCAUUUUGAACCAGCUGAGGACAAUGACGACGCGGCACCGGAAGAGCAGCACAAGGAGUUCCUCUCCAAACUCAUGACCCGGUUGGCUUACACUUGUAACCACCUGCAGUCCGAGUUAGAGAAACAACACCAAGAACUGGCUAAACAACACCAGGAACUGGUGGAACAGCACCAGGAACUGGCAAAUCUCCGACGGACAGUGCAGAACCACAAGGAUCUGCACGAGGAUGCUACACGGGCACUUCAUUCCCGUGUACAGGACUUGGAGCAAGCCGCACCAAGACCAGAUGCUGGCGAGUCUAGCAGUGCACCCUCAACCCGCCAAUUGCAGGAACGAGUUGACCAUGUAGUCGCAAUGCUCGGCAACAUCUCGCCGCCCAACCACCAUCAGCAAACAGCUCGAAACCGUGCAGACCGAGCUCAGGCAGCUACACCAGCCGAAGAGGAGGCGACAACCAAUCAUGAGAAUGGCAAUGAUGCUGAAAAAGGGGAGGAAAACGAUAGCACGAUUAGACAGGAAUCGGCAAGCAAGGCAUUGGAGGCAGCAGCAAAAGAAAAUCAAUCUGCGGGGAAACUUCAGCCACUGUCUCAAGCAAAAAAUUCUCAAAGUGAAGGACAAUCAUCUAAAGAAAGAAAAGAGACGGGAGCUGUGGGAUGGCAAGUUUAUUGGGGAUAUUACAAGUGUUUUGGAAGACUCACAUCGCUGGCAGCCUUGCUUGGGCUGUGCAUAGCACAAACACUAGCUGUCAUAUCUGACUGGUAUGUGGCACACUGGGCCUCAAAGGAGAAACAGGGUGGGUCUGCGAGUCUAAUCUAUAUGGGUCUUGUCUUAUCCACAUGUGCUGUGUCAUACUUCAAGGCUUUUCUCUUCUUCAACUGUGCACUUGAUGCAGCAUCGAAGAUACAUGACCUCAUGUUAAGCUCUGUCUUUGGAUCUCCUCUCCGGUUUUUCCACGUCAAUCCAAUUGGCCGAAUCCUCAAUAGAUUUUCUGCUGAUCAGGGUAUCAUUGAUGAUCUGCUCCCACAAAUUACACACAACGCUCUUCAGUGUCUCUUCAUGACAAUUGGAAUAGUAAUUGUGAUUAUUGUUGGUGUACCAUGGGUUGGCUUAAUCGUGCUUCCAGUACUACUAGUGUUCUUAAGGAGUGUUAAGACUCCUUGACCUACGAAUUCACUUGUCCUACCGGCCUCCCACAUUGCUUUAUAAUAGUUCAUUAAGUCC
Messenger RNA from Chara braunii, 10740 nucleotides. NCBI's taxonomy places the organism in Eukaryota, Viridiplantae, Streptophyta, Charophyceae, Charales, Characeae. The record is from the annotation of a GenBank genome assembly.